Messenger RNA from Lethenteron reissneri (Far Eastern brook lamprey), 2072 nucleotides. RefSeq names its product putative aminopeptidase W07G4.4. NCBI's taxonomy places the organism in Eukaryota, Metazoa, Chordata, Hyperoartia, Petromyzontiformes, Petromyzontidae. Gene Ontology annotation, molecular function: metalloaminopeptidase activity; manganese ion binding. Gene Ontology annotation, cellular component: cytoplasm. The record is from RefSeq and is a predicted model, not a curated record. Gene Ontology annotation, biological process: proteolysis.
AAAGGAGGAGCCGUGCAGUGAACUCGACUUGCACACUCACUUGCGUGCGUGCUGGUGCAAUGGAGGCUUUGUGGGCACUUAACAUCGUCCAUGUGACUACCAUCAAAGAUGACCGAUUUGACGGGGUGGUGGUGGUGACGGAUAAUGUCACAAAUCUGUCCGGUGAUCUGCAGUGCAUACAGGAAAAGCUGGCCGCCUAUGUCAAGGCGGAUGCAGCUUUCUACAAGGAGGUGUCUGUGGUGCCCUGCCAGUGCUCCACGGAAAAGAGGCUGAUCUUCUCACCCACGGGACCCCUCAAUCGGGACUAUGACGACGUCCGUCGUUUUUCCGAUGCUGCCUAUUCCGGCAUUGUGAGGGCCCUCAAAGCCGGCAGCAAGAAGCCCCUGCUGGUGCUGGUGCCCGACUCUAGAUUUAAUGAUGCCCUGCUCGUGGGUGCCCUCGGGGCACUGCAUGCACUCUAUGUGCCUAUCGAGGUCCGAGAAGCCUUGCCCGAGAAGAAGAGCAAGGCAGAGCUGCUGGGUCUGUGGGUGCCAAGCGACGCGGAGGGACAACAUCUUGUCAAGGUGGUCACGGCGCUGGAGAGUGGCAGGGUGGUGUACCGUGAUAUCGGUGGCUCUGACCCCGAGCGCAUGGCAGCGCCAAAGGUGGCCGAGUACUUGGAAGCCAUCUUCAAGGGCACGGCCGUCUUGAUGAAAGUCAUCUCUGACCCUGAUGUCUUCAAGAAAGAAUUUCCAUGCUUGGCUGCAGUCAACCGUUGUGCAAAUGCUGUUGAGCGCCACCGCGGGCGUGUGAUCGAGCUGGAGUACACGGGCGAGGGAAACGUGGACAAGACCGUCUUCCUGGUUGGCAAGGGCAUCACCUACGACACCGGUGGGGCUGACAUCAAGGCCGGCGGCCACAUGGCCGGCAUGCACCGCGACAAGUGUGGUGCGGCCGCCGUUGCUGGAUUCUUUGAGAUUCUGGCCAAGCUGAAACCCAAGAACAUUCGUGUGGUGGGUGUCCUGGCAAUGGUGAGGAACAGCGUUGGUUCAGACUGCUACGUGGCGGACGAGAUCGUGACGUCGCGUGCGGGGAAGCGCGUGCGCGUGGGCAACACGGACGCGGAGGGGCGCAUGGUGAUGGCCGACCUUCUGUGCCUGCUCAAGGAGAAGGCGGUCAGCGCGGUGAACCCUGAGCUGUACACCAUCGCCACCCUGACGGGGCACGCCAUCCGUGCCGUGGGGCCCGAAUACACCCUGAUCAUGGACAAUGGACCGGCACGGGAGGCUGGGAAUAGUCAGGAGUGGUUCAAAGUGGGCGAGCGCGUAGGCGAUCCGUUCGAAUUGUCCACCAUCCGGCGCGAAGACUACGUCUUCCACGCUGGGAAGUCCGAGUACGAGGACGUCUUGCAGUGCAACAACCUCCCGUCGAGCGCCACCCCACGUGGACACCAGUCGCCCGCCGCCUUCCUCGUGCUCACGUCCGGGAUGGACGCCCAUGGGCUGGACUCUGAGAAGCCGCUGCGCUACUCCCACGUGGACAUCGCGGGUUCGUCUGGACCCUUUCCUGGCACUCCUACGGGUGCACCUAUAGUGGCCAUGGCGGCGCACUUCCUGUUUAAACGACUGUGAAAAGCGGCAGUUUCAACCCAAAAGUCACCACUGCUGCUGCACACCUCAUCCUCGCAACCACAAUCUCUCCACUCCAGUCAUCGCCCUCCCACCCCUGCCCCUCCACACGACCACCAAGCAAAACCAACCCCUUCUGUCAGGUGUUCACCGCUCGGUGGCUAGCGGUAAAACCUAUUUUCGUAUAACCAACGAGGUUGUCAUUUAAUCGGUUUGUGGAAUUUUGGGUUUAUUGAAUUCUCGGUGGCAUGUUUGCAAUUUGUGGGACUUUUUUUUACCUGUUACCAUGUUGGGAUGCAGCCAUAUGUUUUGAUUCCUUGACAUGUGUGCGUGCCUUCUGCUGAGCACUUGAUUUAAUGCAAUCCUACCUUGUUUAACCUCUAUCAUGUCAUCCUUGAGGGUGUUUUGUAACCGAUGUGACAUUUUGAGUACAAAUCGUUGACUAAAGCAGGUUUAAAAAUGGAA